Messenger RNA from Protopterus annectens (West African lungfish), 1495 nucleotides. RefSeq names its product DAZ associated protein 1 (gene DAZAP1). Lineage: Eukaryota; Metazoa; Chordata; Ceratodontiformes; Protopteridae. Gene Ontology annotation, cellular component: cytoplasm. Gene Ontology annotation, molecular function: RNA binding. Bases 34 to 885 code for a protein of 283 amino acids. The transcript is spliced from 9 exons. The record is from RefSeq and is a predicted model, not a curated record.
CAGAUUGAUCCAAAGCCAUGUACACCUAGAGGAAUGCAGCCAGAAAGGACUCGAUCAAAAGAAAGCUGGAAGGGGCCUAAAGUUGAUACCAGUAGAGCCAAUAAAGUUUUUGUUGGCGGGAUUCCUCAUAGCUGUGGAGAAGCAGAGCUCCGGGAGUACUUUAAGAAGUUUGGAUUGGUCACAGAAGUAGUUAUGAUCUAUGAUGCAGAGAAGCAGAGGCCUCGAGGUUUUGGAUUUAUUACUUUCGAGGACGAACAAUCAGUGGACCAGGCUGUCAACAUGCAUUUUCACGACAUCAUGGGCAAAAAAGUGGAAGUGAAGCGAGCUGAGCCUCGUGAUAGUAAAAUACUCGGAAUAGGCCAACAAGUGGGCAGCCAAUGGGGAAGCAGAGCAAUGUUGAACACAGCCAAUGGCUGGACAGGACAGCCUGCACAAACAUGGCAGCAAGGCUAUGCCACACAAGGAAUGUGGAUGGCAAGUCAGACUUUAGGUGGGUAUGGGCCUCCUCCACCUGGAAGGGGAGCCCUACCACCGUCAUUUACCUCUUACAUAGUUUCAACACCAUCUGGAUUUGCAACCACUCAAGGAUACCCCCAGGGAUACCCUACAGCAACACAGUUUGGCUUGGGUAACUAUCCUCAGGAUCCAUCAAGCUAUGGACCUACCCGUCCUCUGCACUCUUACGUUCAGGCUGAACAGGGAUAUAGUGCAGGUUAUGGACAAGAUUUGAGUGCAUUUGGUCAGGGUUUUUCUGAACUUACCCCAGCAGCUACUUCAUAUGGAGCACCUUCAGCGCCAGCAGCUGGUGGUCCAGCAACAGGAGGAAGUGGAUUUGGUCGUGGACAGAACCAUAAUGUGCAGGGCUUCCACCCAUACAGACGCUGACUAAUUCAAAGUUAAGAAAUUCUUUCUACAUCGUAGUUUCUGGCACAAGUUCAAGCUCUGAGUUUCCAGAUUUGAGGACACUGUGUGACAAUCACAUGCCUGAUAUAAGAAACGGAAGGAAAAAUUUAAAAACGAGAAAACUGAUUUGAAGAAGACGCUGUGGGUUUUUGGACUGCAAUUUUUAAAUAUUUCUUCCUCUAUCUUGCCCAUCAGCACAAUUUGAAAGCCUUUAUUAGAAGUCCACAGGGUUUUAAAAGAACUUGACGCAGCUUUAUUCAAUUUCAGGUUCCUUUUUUUCCUGAGCCUUUGUUUUACCAUUUAUUGUAAACUUUUAUGUUGAGAUAAAUAUAUACAUUUACAUACAGAUGAAAUUUUUAAGAGAAAUUUUCUACUAUGUUCGUAUACUUGGCUUAUUUUUUAAUUUAAAGAUGUAGAUUUCUCUCAGGCAGAUGGCUUGGUGCAUUUUUGCACUACCUGGUGGUAGACAAAACCCCUGGUUUGAAUAAAGAAUAUGUUUGAAUUACAAGAUGUUUUUAUAAUGUGAUUGUGUUUAAUUGUUGAACUCCACAGGAUAGAUGAUAUUAAAUAUUGCUAAUUUGUGCCAUGAAAA